Messenger RNA from Clunio marinus, 1506 nucleotides. The record is from the annotation of a GenBank genome assembly. Lineage: Eukaryota; Metazoa; Arthropoda; Insecta; Diptera; Chironomidae.
CGAGGGAAAAGUUGAAAAUAAUUUGUGAAAUAUAAAGCGGAUAUUAAUUCUAUUAUGUUCAGGAGAAUCAAAGUAAAUUCAGCUUUACUUGGUUUUAGAUACAAAUCAUUCAAACUAACACAAAUUGAAUCAACAAAAAUAUCGAAAGCAGAUAAAGUGAAGAAGUUACAUUAUGAAAAUAAAUAUUUAUAUGGUUCAAAGAUCAAGACUGCUAAAGGAUCAAAUAAAGAGGUGAAACAGACAAAUGAACCAGUUGAUCAAAACGAUAUUUCAUCUGAAAUUUAUUGGCAAUGUAUUCACGUUCCAAAGAUACCAGAUUUAAGUUCAGUGAAGAAAAAAGUAAAGACAAAAUCAAAUGCAGCUGAUGACACUCUUUCAAAACCUAAGAAUAGAAACAAUAAGAACAAAACCGAAAAAAAUCUUUCAGACAAAUGGACUGAAGAAGAUUCCAAAUCAUUGCAAAACACGAAAUCACCAAAACAACCGAAAUCGAAUUCUCUGAGUGCGACAAAGCAGCCAAAACUUCCUGACAGUUUAAGCAAACUUCAAACAAAUCUUCAAGAAGUCAAAGUUUAUAUAAAGAAAACAUUGGAUGAAGAUUUAAAAGUUCCGCCAACUGCACAAGACGAUGAAGAGAUUGAAGAACGUGACAUCCCUUUUGAGAAUAAUCAAUUAAGAGCAAUUCCUAAUUUCCCACUUUUCUUAGAUGGCAAAAAUAUCAUUGAACCCUUUUAUGAGAAUUUAAAUUCAGAUAAAAGUUAUUUUAUUCCCAGUGUGAGUAAAAUUCUCCAAGCAACGAUGCCAGAAAGUCAACGACUUGCUUUAAUUCAAUGGAAGAAUUUAAAGAUAUCGGAAUUAGGAUUUGAAGGGUUUCAAUUGAUGCAACAAUCACAUUUAAAUCGUGGUAAGAUGUUCCAUGAAUAUCUUCACAAACAUUUCAGUGGUGAAACUGUCGUAAAGUCUGAAAUAUCAUCAGAAGUUCUCGAGAUUUGGAACAGUGUUGAACCGUACUUAGAAAUGUUUCAAACUCCUGGAGUCAUAACUGAAGAACAUGUAAAACAUCCGCAACUUCAUUACAAAGGAAUUGUUGAUUGUGUAAGUUUUCAUAAUUCUACAUUAUCUGUGAUUGAAUGGAAGAAAUCUGAUCGACAAAAAAAGACAAUCAACUUCACUUAUGACGCUCCUGUUCAACUUUGUUCAUAUCUUGGUGCACUUAACGCUUCUCGAGGUGAAUUCCUAGAGAAUCCAAUCAAACAUGGAGUCAUUGUUGUUGCUUACAACGACGGACAAAAAGCAAAUCUCUUCGAAUUGAAAGAAGCCGAUCUGAAGAAAUAUUGGAAAAUUUGGUUGACAAGAUUACAAGAAUAUUGGGUUCGUUAUAAAGACAACACGCUGCCUGAUCCUGUUUAAGAAUUUUUAAAUUUUAAGAGACGAAAAGAAGAUUUGUAACAAAGUUGUUAAUAUGAAAUUUAAAAAUAAAAUAAAAAAUUUCUAUAAAAGUCAAAA